Molecule: messenger RNA, 1417 nt
Organism: Polyodon spathula (Mississippi paddlefish)
Lineage: Eukaryota; Metazoa; Chordata; Actinopteri; Acipenseriformes; Polyodontidae
Product: thioredoxin domain-containing protein 16-like
Exons: 2
Coding region: 774-1013 (79 amino acids)
Source: RefSeq, a predicted model, not a curated record
GCCUGUGCAUUACCUUGCUUCCACUGUGCUGUAUCACACUGUGCUUUUACCAUAGGAGGCUUUUUUAUGAGGGUAGUUUUCCUGCUCACUUUUCAGUGAUAGCACUAGCAUGAUUGGCUGUAUGUCUGUCAUGUGACUGGUACUUCCUUACGGUAUUUUGAUUGGAUACAGCUCUCCUGCAUACCACUCUGAUUGGCUGAACAGGCUUUGUUUUUAUGCCAGCAUACAGUUAGUGGGUAUAGGUUUCUGACUUGUCACUGUAUGCAUCACAUGUACCUGUAUAGCCGCUGUGGAAAUCUCGAUAUUGAUCAAUCACUUGGUGGUUUACAAGCAGCUAGGACUCGUGCUUUUGAUCCUGUAUUGUGCUGUAAGGAAGCAUCACCACAUAGGGUUACACCAUGCCAAAGAGACUUUGAAAGAGUUUGCGUGGACGCGCUUGUCAUUGACUUUCCUUUAGUGUCUCUAAAUUCAGCACUGACCAGUGCCUAACAGUUAUGCGUGAUCCCAGACUGUAAUCCCGGGUUUUGGAUGUAGAAUGCAUCAUUUCUGUUGAACCAGUGUUUGCCAUUGAAAAUAAUACUGCUUCUAACAAUUUGUAUUUAAAAUCUUCCACCGCAGCGCAAUAAAUGAAUAAAUCAGCUGGCAGUUCAACGAGAGGGCAGGUUGUUUGAGAUGGAAUCGUUUUGAAAGCACAGUUCUGACUGCAGCGUCUGCCGUUUCUGUUGCAGACCCUUCUCAUUGGCCUUUCGGUGUAAUUAUUGUAAUUGAUCAGAAUGGUGUUCCAGCAUACCCUGCUGGCUGUGUUCCUCUGUACGCUGUCUCUCCUAGAUGUGGAGGAUGUGUCACUGGCCCGCGUGAACUGCGGCGACUGGACGGAGGUGUGCACCAAUCAGAACGCCAGCCAGAUUCCCACGGUGACGCUCUUCAGCCCCGGCGAGCGGCCGCGACGCUACAACGGCAUGCUGGGAACAGAGAGUCUGCACAGCUUCAUCAGACUGGGUGCUGUCGGAUGAGCAGUGGGGUCCCCCGGUCCCCCUCUUUGAUUUCCUGGCUGUGAUGGACGAGGCAGUGCCGGGCUUCGCUGCCCAGAGGACUGAGGAGGAGGGAGAGACAGAGAGAGCGGACCUAGACCCAGUCCCAGAGACCAGCCCGCCAGUCUCCGCAGCGCGGCCUCCCCAGCGAUCAGACCCACCCAAGCACACCCACACCGAGCUUUAGUUGCACACUGCGGACAGCUCCAUUCACCCAGACACCGACACCCACUCCAUAUUAAAACACUUUGUCAGCCAGCAUUCCCCCGGACCCCCUUUGGUAAUGAGGUGCCGGUGGGUUCUCGUCCUGGUUAAAUCAAACUGAACAUAACCGACCAGAUUCUGUUCAGUUAUUCCUGUGUUGUUGCAAAGUGCCGGUAUUUCAG